AUUUUGCUGAGGAGCGACGGGGAGGAGGAGCCGCUGAGGAGACCCACGGCGAGGAGCGGCGAGCCAGAGGAGGCAGCGGCCGCGCGCGUGCCGGGCUUUCCUCGAUCGCGGGGAUCUCAAGGGGCGAGGGGACCGCCGGGGAGGGGGACCGGAGAGCCGCGCCUGCCGCGCGGCGCGCCCCUUCCCGCCCCCUGCACCAUGAGCUGGGGCACCGAGCUCUGGGACCAAUUUGACAACUUAGAAAAACACACACAGUGGGGAAUUGACAUUCUUGAGAAAUACAUCAAAUUUGUAAAGGAAAGGACAGAGAUUGAACUCAGCUAUGCAAAGCAGCUCAGGAACCUCGCAAAGAAAUACCAACCUAAAAAGAACUCGAAGGAGGAAGAAGAAUACAGGUAUACAGCUUGUAAAGCCUUCCUUUCCACCCUGAACGAAAUGAAUGAUUACGCUGGGCAGCAUGAAGUUAUCUCCGAGAACAUGACCUCGAACAUCACUGUGGAGUUAGCCCGCUACGUCCAGGAGCUGAAGCAAGAGAGGAAAUCGUACUUUCACGACGGGCGGAAGGCACAGCAGCACAUAGAGAUCUGCUGGAAACAACUCGAAUCAAGUAAAAGACGCUUUGAACGUGACUGCAAAGAGGCAGACAGGGCGCAGCAGUACUUCGAGAAGAUGGACGCUGACAUCAAUGUCACCAAAGCAGAUGUGGAAAAGGCGCGACAGCAAGCUCAAGUGCGUCACCAGAUGGCAGAGGACAGCAAAGCCGAUUACUCAUCCGUCCUCCAGAAGUUCAACCAUGAGCAGCACGAGUAUUACUAUACGCACAUCCCCAGCAUAUUUCAGAAAAUACAGGAGAUGGAGGAGAGGAGGAUAGUAAGGAUCGGGGAGUCGAUGAAGACGUACGCGGAGGUCGAUCGGCAGGUGAUCCCCAUCAUUGGGAAGUGCUUGGAUGAAAUCGUGAAGGCAGCGGAGUCCAUCGAUCAGAAGAACGAUUCCCAACUGGUAAUAGAAGCUUAUAAGUCCGGGUUUGAGCCUCCCGGGGACAUCGAAUUUGAGGAUUACACCCAGCCGAUGAAACGCACUGUGUCGGAUAACAGCCUCUCGAAUUCCCGAGGAGAAGGCAAACCAGAGCUCAAGUUUGGUGGCAAAUCCAAAGGAAAGCUAUGGCCUUUCAUCAAAAAAAAUAAGCUUAUGUCCCUUUUAACAUCCCCCCAUCAGCCUCCCCCUCCUCCCCCUGCCUCUGCCUCACCCUCUGCUGUUCCCAACGGCCCCCAGUCUCCCAAGCAGCAAAAGGAACCCCUCUCCCAUCGCUUCAACGAGUUCAUGACCUCCAAACCCAAAAUCCACUGCUUCAGGAGCCUAAAGCGUGGGCUUUCUCUCAAGCUGGGUGCCACGCCUGAGGAUUUCAGCAACCUCCCGCCGGAGCAGAGAAGGAAGAAGCUGCAGCAGAAAGUCGAUGAAUUAAAUAAAGAAAUUCAGAAGGAGAUGGAUCAGAGAGAUGCCAUCACAAAAAUGAAAGAUGUUUACCUAAAGAAUCCUCAGAUGGGAGACCCCGCCAGUCUGGAUCACAAAUUAACCGAAGUGAGCCAAAAUAUAGAAAAACUGCGACUAGAAACCCAGAAAUUUGAGGCCUGGCUGGCGGAGGUGGAGGGCAGGCUGCCGGCCCGCAGCGAGCAGGCCCGCCGGCAGAGUGGAAUGUUCGACGCCCAGAACCCAGCCACGGUCAACAGCUGCGCCCAGGACCGCGAGAGCAGCCCGGAUGGCAGUUACACGGAGGAGCAGAGUCAGGAGGGUGAGGGGAAGGUGCUGGCCACGGACUUCGACGACGAGUUUGACGAGGAAGAGCCCCUGCCCGCCAUCGGGACCUGCAAAGCCCUCUACACAUUCGAAGGUCAGAAUGAAGGGACCAUCUCCGUGGUUGAAGGAGAAACGCUCUACGUGAUCGAGGAAGACAAAGGCGAUGGGUGGACCCGCAUUCGGAGAAACGAAGACGAAGAGGGUUAUGUCCCCACUUCGUACGUCGAGGUCUAUUUGGACAAAAAUGCCAAAGGUGCUAAGACUUAUAUUUAAUACAACUUAAAAAAAAAAAACCUGUAAAAAAAAAAAAAUUGGAGUUGUCUGUCCCCACAACUAUGACUGUUCCAGGCGGUUCUUCCAAAGCCGGAGGACCCCGGAGUGCGCGCUGCCCCGUGGCCACGUGGUGGGCUGGUGGGCGCUCGACACCCGAAUUUCCUUGGCCGGCUUUGGCUAUAAAACAUUUCACUUGCUCAUGGACUAGGACCAGGAAACCUGCCAGCUGCCAAUUGACAAUUUUGUCAUUUGAACUCAGAUAAACAGCUCUUCCUCUGGCAGUAUCUGUAGGUAUCCAAAAAAAAAAAAAAAAGUUGCCUUCUAGCUUCCAGUUGCUAUUUCUGAAUUUUAAAAGUUCACACACAUCAGCAGGGUGGGUAGGACUCCCGUUCUGUUUCUCUCUCGCAGCUGCCGUGAACGCAACCCCCUUAGGAUGUUACGUUUUGAAACUUCGUAACUUGCACCACGCUCGUUGGUUUGGUUGGUUUGGUUGGUUUGGUCUUACAAUCAUUUGCUUUGGAGGAAGUCAUCAAUAAAACCUCCCCCUCCUCAAGGAAAGAAUAAGACGAGUCCUAUAUUGGUACUAAAUGUGUGUAUUUUUCCUUCAACGUGUUUAAGAUCAUUGGUAGAUCGUCGUGUUUUCCUCUCCCGUCUGCAGGAUCCCAGACAACCAGCUGAAAACUGGAAAAGCUUGGUUAACGGUUAACCAGUAGACUUGUACACAAGGCUCCCCGCUGCCCUUGACAGAGACGAUCAGAUGCCCUAGUGCUGUUUUGGUGACUGACCAAAAACCCAGCGUGCUUCUGCCGGAGCUUUUGUGGCUGGAGGCGCGGUCUCAGCUCACAGGUGCCCAGGUGGGGCUGUAAGGAGCGGCAGCUGCUUCUACGCACAGACCUGCCCCCAGCCCAUUGCUUUUGCAGACGUGUUUUGGGUCGGUUGGUUUGUUUUUUUUAAUCCUUGGCAUCUUUAAGACCCAAAAUAUGAAUUUACUGAAAAAUCAUUUUAGAAUUGCUAGCUCGUUUUAUUUUACAUAAUGAACCAUAACUAAAGUAUUUCAUCGUCUUGAAAGGGAUCUGGGUCGUGUGGGGAUUUGCAUUUUUUAAAUCGGCAGCAGCGUAGGUAGUGAAAUCGAUCACAGGCGUGCCCCGCCCCAGCUGCGCGCCCAUUUCGAGAAUCUACCAUGCGGUCCUAGAGAACCAGCUAUGAAGGGCUCACGACCGAGGGGUCAGGUUCUGAUUUUAUUUGGCUUUGAGAAUUACUUAUUCAUGUCCUUCCUACUUUUAAAUAGGGAAUUAGCUCCUUGCUUUUACACUGUGAGCUCCUUUUAUAAGCGCAAAUCGAUUUAAAGUUGAUUCUACCAAAAAAAAAAAAAAAGCUGAUUUUAAAAACAACAGCAGGGGUCCCACUGUUCCAGGUUCUUGUGGAUUCUGUCAGAAAGUUCUCCUCAUUUCCCCAGGACCCCCAGAAUGGAACUUCAUGAACAUUCAUGACAGCCUGAUUUUUAAUACACGGUCUGUUGUUAAAUACUGAUUGGUUGCCAGGAAGUUGCAAAGACCGUACAGAGCUGUCCUGUGUACCCUUCAGCAGGUGGCCCCCCAGUGGUGGCUUCUGAGGGAACUGCAGUACAAAUGCCCAAAGCAGGAAACGGGCAUUGGUCAGCCCGCUUUUUUAAAAAUACCAUUUUGUGAUUCUGGUUUCUUUUGCCUUGUUCUGCCUUUACUGACAUCUUAUCGAUAAAGCCAUUCACCCUGGACCCCAGGCCCCUCAAGAAAAUUGUUUCUGUUCCCCUUUGUGAAUAUUUGCCACAAGGGACUCGGCUGACCCUGAGGCCGCGGGGUUCCUCCUCCUCACGAGCUGGGGGAGGUGACCGCGCUGGGCAUGGACCCAGGCAGACAGGGGACCUCAGCCUUUAAAACCAGAGCGUUCUGUCUAAUGCUGGGACCCGGUGCCAGCCCGUGAACUGCUACAGGAAGUGAAACAAACACUGACACAAAGUCUUAAAAUGGCCAAGAGAACGAGAGCCUUUGGAAGCCUCCCUUGGAAAGUAUUGCAUUCCAUGACGUUGUUGUGGGUUUAUUUAUUUCUUUUUUUUUUUUCUUAACAGUUGUGCAAAUUUGAUUCAGAGAACGGCUCAGUUGGUUUAUAGGGCCGGGGGUGGGGGUGGGGUGUUGAUUUGGGGCGCAUAAUUGAAUGCUUGUGAUGUUAAGUUGUGUGCCCCAGGCCCUUAGCACAGGCAGCUGCGGACGAGGGAUGGAACAGUGCCUCGGUGCCAGCCGGUCAACGCACCAAGUAUUAGAAGUCCUGAAAUCACUCCCAAAGAAUCAGAAUUCCCAUUUCUGCCCAGAAUAUACUUUGGUAUUUUUCGACCCCCUCCCACCACUCCUGGUUAUCUGCUAAAAUGAAAGAAGCCGAGUCUCGGGUUGUGGGGAAAGUUUUCUCCUUUUAUUUUAGAGACGCAUUUCGAGGUUCCUCCUGUAGGCAUAGAAGCCUGUCUUCCCCACGGGUUUCUAAACUUGCGGGCACCCCCAGGAACACUGCCUCCCACCGGACCCCUCCCAGCCCGAGGGGCUGCUGCUUCCUCAUGCCCAGAACUCAAAGCAGCUGUUUUUGCGCCGUGCACUUGUGUGUGUGUGUGUGUGUGUGUGUGUUGUCUACAAUGUGACUAUUUAAUAAUUGCCAAAAUAUUUAGACUCGAGGAACGUCCAGGGGUCAGUUGGAUUGCGACUCUCUUCUUUCAUGGUUCAGUUUGGUUUUUUAAGUUGCUUUUUGUUAAGUAUGUCCGAAAUCCCCCUGCCCGCCCGCCCGCCCCCCAUAUAUUUGUAUAUACUGCCGUUUAAAAACGAAAAGGAUGACUUGAAUUCCUUGUUUUAACGUUUGACUCUCUUGUCUGUUUGUUUUAUUGGUGAUUCUGCUGCCUAAUGACCGUUUUUCUUUUGUAACCGCUGGGGAGGCCGGAAGGACUAGGUCCCCCGCUGGCUGCUCAGCCUUGACUUUAUUGUAGACACUUGUGUUCUGAGUAAGUUUUGCUCCACCACGGCCAACAUGAUUGUCUCUUCUCUUCUCACCCUGAAAGAAACGAAUCUGUCUGGCUCCUCCUGGUUGUACCCUCGUAUCUGCCUCUCUAAUAAACGUAUUUUUCUCA
This is a messenger RNA of Neogale vison (American mink), 5209 nucleotides long. It is a transcript of the gene FNBP1, whose product is annotated as formin binding protein 1. Gene Ontology annotation, molecular function: protein binding. The record is from RefSeq and is a predicted model, not a curated record. NCBI's taxonomy places the organism in Eukaryota, Metazoa, Chordata, Mammalia, Carnivora, Mustelidae. The transcript has 16 exons. Bases 199 to 2067 code for a protein of 622 amino acids. Gene Ontology annotation, biological process: signal transduction; endocytosis.